Messenger RNA from Rhinichthys klamathensis goyatoka, 6329 nucleotides. It is a transcript of the gene greb1l, whose product is annotated as GREB1 like retinoic acid receptor coactivator. The record is from RefSeq and is a predicted model, not a curated record. Lineage: Eukaryota; Metazoa; Chordata; Actinopteri; Cypriniformes; Leuciscidae. The transcript is spliced from 34 exons. Gene Ontology annotation, biological process: multicellular organism development; kidney development. The coding region runs from base 309 to 6137 and encodes 1942 amino acids.
GAAUCCUUCUUUGCUGCCCCGACUCAGGACUAUAAUGACCAGGGAGCUGCUAGCUCGCAACAAGGACAAGGAAUACUGUCACGUCGCGCUCAACCUUGACGCUGCUUUUGGAUAUCCAAAGGACUUUUGCUAUGGAAAUAGGCUGUGUUUUAGUGGUCUGCUUUAAGGUCUUCAGUGGGACUCGUUGAGGCACACUCCACACCCCGGCUGCUUAUGAAAGGUGCAGGAGUACUGUGGUUCAACUUUGAUAUACCAUGGAGAAGAGGUGAUCCUGUCCUUCUACUGCUAAAGAAAUAUAAUCAAAGAUCAUGGGGAAUUCAUACGCAGGGCAACUAAAAUCUGCCCGCUUUGAAGAAGCUCUACACAACUCUAUAGAGGCUUCAUUAAGAUCGAGCAGUGGUGAUCCACAGCCUGUGUUCACACAGCUGUAUCUCGAGCCCGAUCAGUAUUCUGGAAACCUGGAAGAUAUUAAGCCCAAAAUGAACCUGAGUCUGAGGUCCGACCCACCCAGCCAUGUGUUGGUGAAUUGCCAGUCCUCCAAUUCCGUUGAUGAUAUGGACGAGGAGGAAGAUUCAGACACCAGCAGUCCACCGUUGCCUUACCUGCAGGGACCUCCCCCUGAUGGCUGCUGCACUGUUGAUGGUUUCUGUCAAGCAGGAAAGGAUCUACGCCUGGUUUCCAUGGCAACAGAGUCUGUCGAGGUUCCCGCAGGAUUUGAGCUGGUUGGUGCCAAAUCGCCCAGCAUCCCAGAGCACAUCCUCGUCUGUGCAGUGGACAAGCGCUUCCUGCCAGAUGAGAAUGGGAAAAAUGCACUUUUAGGGUUUUCAGGGAACUGUGUAGGCUGUGGUGAGAAAGGUUUCCGCUACUUCACAGAGUUCUCCAACCACAUUAACCUGAAGUUAUCCACUCAGCCGAAGAAGCAGAAGCACUUAAAGUACUACCUGGUGAAGAACUCUCAGGGUGCUCUGUGCAAGGGAGCCCUCAUCUGCUGGAAAGAUUGUAAGACACGGCCAUUCUCAGGCAGUGCUUCUUCAUCCAAGCCUAGUUCUUCAUCCUCACUAAGCAGCAAAGAAAAUGGAGACACAAACGGCCACAGUCCAUCUCCCUUCCCCCUCUCAGACUCGCCUCCUGCCCGCUUGCAAUCUGGCUCAUCCUCAGGGAUUUUUGGACCCCCAGAGCUGGGCUUCCUCAAACCGUUGAACACGCCGACUCACGGGACCAAGACAUUACCGAUCGUUCCCACUGCCCUCCGAGUAAACGGUCUAACUAAUGGUCUGAGUAUGGACGGGCGGUCCAGUCUUCUGAGCCCCCCUCAUACAAGCCCACUCGCCACACCUAAUCAUGGCUAUAGGGCCACAGAACCUGGAGACAGUCCAGCAUCCUCUGCUAUGGCAUCAGGUCCGCCCAAAAAGCGCCACCGUAGCUGGCACCCCGCCUCUCUAGUGCCCGUCCCAGCCACGGCUGUCCCUGUGCCUGCUAUCCGACCGCUGACGUGCAGCUCUGGUUCUUUAUUGUCCCUGUCCAAUCAACAGCCUCCAUCAGUGUCAGGGGUCAUACAACCCCAACCAAUCACAGCGGGAGAAACUGUCAUCAUUCCUGACAACCUUCUGAACUCAUCCGGGGUCCGGCCAGUCCUUCUCAUUGGUCAAGGCACUUUACCGUACUUCUUUGGCAAUGUGGGUGAUCUGGUGGUGAGCCCCCUACUGGUGAGCUGCUAUAAGGGCAGAGAGCUCAAUGAGAAGACCCUCGCCAGUCUGGGCAUGUCAGCAAACCAGUUACUCACCACAGAGACCAUGAUACUGCUCACACUUCAAUAUCUUGCUCGACUUGGUACGGAGCAGAUCCCGUUACGGGAAGAGUUUGAGCAGAUUGUGCUGAAGGCCAUGCUGUGCGGCCCGACCGGCCCUCCCAUGUCGCCCUCCCAGCUGCCCUGGUUAGCCCGAAUGGAGGCCAGUGUGUCAGGAGGCAGCGUUCAGGUGCUGGCCACCCACGGCUCCCUAGGGGAGGGCAUCUCUGAGUCGCUGCGCUCUCUGAGUGAAACGCCACCGCAGCAGCAGCAGUGUCUGCCCAACUAUGUGCUCAUUAUCUGCACCACCAAAAGUGGAGUAAAUGAGUUCUGUGUGCUCGUCUUGGGUAAAUAUCAGUCUCGGGCCUUGGCUGAGAGCAUGCUCACUACGAAUGAGUUUCUGAAGGAGAUCAGCUAUGAGCUCAUCACAGGGAAAGUUAGUGUGCUUGCCUCACACUUCCAAAGCACCUCAUUAGGCGACAACAUGGACAAACAGCUGGUUCGGUACCAGCGUAAAUGCAAAGACCGGGUGGUUCAGCCCUUUCAGGGACAUCUCACCGAAUACAUCCACUCCCAAGAGGCUGCAGCCAUGGUACCAGAAUCAGGGCCAGAUCUUCUGAGUGAUGGCUUUCAGAUACAUCCUCCUCAGCUGAGCGUUGCACGUAGUCUUUUGUCGCAGGUGUGUGCUAUCGCUGACUCAGGGAGCCAGAGCUUAGAUCUGGGCCGCUUCUGCAAGGUAGACUUCCUGAUUCUGGUCCCGCCCUCCCACGUCCUGGUUCACCAAACAGUCCAGCGAAUACGACUAUCAGGCGUCCUGAUAGAUCUGGGUAUAGAGGACGCUUCAUUCGCCCUACAGAAGUCUGACAAGUAUGUGGUGCGUCUGGACGCGGAGGUCCACACAAAAAUGGAGGCCUUCAUGAGGAAGGUCAAGCAGAACCCUUAUACGCUCUUCGUCCUUAUUCACGACAACUCGCACGUCGACCUGACCAGCGCUCUGUCAGGGUCGGUUUGUCACGGGGAGCUGCAGGGAUUGGCCGACCGCGUGGUGAACUGUCCAGAGGUUCUGGAAGCAAUAAAUUUGCUGGUGCUGCAGGUCAGCUGCUUCCCGUUCACCCUGCAGAGCCGUCAGUCACGCAUCAGUACCCAGAAUGAAGUGCACUGGCCCAACACUGAGAACCUGCAGGGUGAGGCUUCUCCUAAGGACCUUGUCUACUUUGGGCUGAAGGACUACAGCAAGUCCCUACAGUGGGGAGUGGCAAGUCCAAUCCUUCGAUGUGACGACGCCUUUGAGCGGAUGGUCAAAACCCUGCUGCAGAGGCACCCGCAUUUGCACAGUAUGGUGAUCCGCAGCUACCUGUUGAUCCAGCAGUACACAGAGGCUCUGAUGGCCCUCACAGCGGCCCCCUCACUGCGGGAUCACGUGACCCCUCAGACGCUCGCCAUGGUGGAGGAUCUGCUGAGCGUGCCGGGACGCAGCAGGCACGGGUGCGGGCACAUGCUGCUGGUGCGAGUGCCCUCACUGCAGCUGGCACGGCUGGCGCAGGAGCGGCUGGAAGAGGCCCGGGACAAGCUGGGGCUACAGUACCGCUUUGCAGUGCUGCUGGGAAGCCCUGCUGCGGAGAUCAGCCUGCCCGUCCACUUCUGUGCCCGCCUGCGGGCUUGGAGGGGCUGUAAAAAUGAAGAGUGGGUCCCGCAAACAUAUGAAGAUCUGGAAGGACUUCCAUGCAUUGUCAUCCUCACAGGAAAAGAUCCUCUAGGAGAGACCUUCCCAAGGUCACUGAAGUACUGUGACUUGCGGCUGAUUGACUCCAGCUACCUGACGCGCACAGCACUGGAACAGGAAGUGGGUUUGGCCUGCUCGUAUGUGACACGCAGAGUAAUACCUGAGACGAAAACUGCAGCGAGUAGAGAAGAGAGACCGAGACAUGAUGAGAGGAGCUCAGGAGAAACGACAGAACAUGACGAUCUCCAUAUGGAGCUGGAAAGACCACCCAGCAAUGCCAGUGCUGCAACCAGGACCUCUGGCUCUACCACAGAAAAUGGCGUCAGUUCUUCAAGUGUACUCGACAAAUCCACCUCGCACAGCGACCCGUCCGGUAGCAGAAAUGUAAUGGACUCUUGCACCUCUCCCAUUCGCUUCAAACAGGAGUGUGACUCCCAGGCAGCCCCCUCUUCCGCCACGUCCUCGUUCUCCUCUGCCUCCUCGUCCUCGUCCUCGUCCUCGUCCUCUCCGGCAGCUCAGAGACCGAGCCAGUCCACGCAGGCUCCACGUGAGUGUAACAGGACGCAGGUCUUUCCCCGGACGGCGGUUCUCUCUCGGGCGGCGUACGCCCUGCUGGCCCCUGAGACGCUGGGUCAGCCCAGUUCAGCAUCUCUGCUGCCUCACGGUGAUGUGGCGUGGAGCAGUCCACUCAGACCGCCUGUUCCUCACGGUCUCGGCGGAGCAGAGCAGUCCCUCUACUAUCGCCAGUGGACCACAGCCAGGCAGCACCACGCGGAUUACGAAGUGCCGGCUGCGCCGCAUCCCAGAAGACUGCUGCUGAGUGGGCCACCACAGGUUGGAAAAACAGGUGCGUAUCUGCAGUUUCUACGAAUUCUGUUCAGUAUGCUGAUUCGCCUUCUGGAGGUGGACGUGUAUGAUGAAGAAGAGCUGGACGAGGACGUGCAAGACAAAUCAAAGUUCCCCCCUGCUAGUGGACUGCAGUGGCCUGACGUGGAGGACAUCCACAAACUGCCAUUUGACCUCUACCCCCGUGACCACAAGUUCAGUUAUGCCAGUCCAGUGUAUGCAGACAGGAUGCCAAAGACCCUGAACGGGGUUAAAAUAGAAAGAGUAGAGGCAGAAGAUGAGCCACCGAAGAGAAACACAGUGUCUGUAAGACUCAGCCUGUUUGCGGCCCACAAUGCAUUUCACCACUGUGAGCAGUGCCACCAUUACAGCGAGCCUGCUCCUGCCGCUCAGCUGUCCGAAUGCACCUUCCACGCCUUCACAUUCUGCUCAUCUAUGCUGGGAGAGGAAGUCCAGCUGCACUUUAUCAUUCCUAAAGCCAAAGAGCCUCAUUUUGUCUUCAGCCAGCAGGGCAGUCACUUAGAGAGCAUGCGACUCCCACUGCUCUCAGACAAGGAGUCUGGCUUGCUGAAAAGUCCAAUCUUCACACCCACAACGGGCCGCCAAGAGCACGGGCUUCUCAACAUCUACCAUGCCAUGGAGGGAGCCGAGCACCUGCACAUUUUGGUGGUCAAGCAGUAUGAAAUGCCCCUCUACAGGAAAUACUGGCCCAACCACAUCCUUCUAGUGCUGCCCGCCAUGUUCAACAACUCAGGAGUGGGAGCGGCUCGAUUCAUGAUCAAGGAACUGUCCUACCACAACCUGGAUCUGGAGAGGAACAGGCAAGAGGAGCAGGGCGUCAAACGGCAGGACGUGUGGCCCUUCAUAGUUAUGAUGGAUGACUCCUGCGUCCUGUGGAACGCUCAUCAGCCUGGACCUGAGGGCAACAGUGAGGUGAUGAACGUGUCACUGAAGAGCGUCCUACAGCACAUGGAGGACACUCCUAAGAUCUCUCUGUAUGCCAUGUGUGGCCUGCGGAAAUGGAGCAGUAGUUUGUCCUCUCAAGCUCCCACAAGCCCUUUCUCUCGCUGUCACCUGCAUGACCUCAUCAUGCUGAACGUUGACCUCACUCAGAACGUCCAGUAUGACCUCAACCGAUUCACAUGUGAAGAGGUGGACUUCAACCUGAGGGCAAACAGCAGUGGUCUUCUGCUCUGUCGGUUCAAUCACUUCAGCAUCAUGAAGAAACACAUCCCCAUCGGAGGACAUAAAGACUUCCUCAUCAAGCCCAAACUUAUGAGGAUUGAGACCCCGGUGCAUGUGUGUGCAUCUCAGUAUGUGUGCGCUCCGGACAGUGAACACACACUUCUGUCUGCGCCGGCUCAGUUCCUGCUGGAGAAGUUUCUGCAGUCCUGCAGCCACCGUCUCUUUCCUCUGGCCCUCUGUAACAGCGCUAACCCCGUGCUGUCCAUAGAUGGCUACCUCAACCUCGGCCCCGAGAUUCAGGUGUGUUACGUGAGCUCGCGGCCUCACUCUGUGAAUGUGGAUCAUCAAUGCGUGGUUUUCAGUGGGCUGCUGCUCUACUUGUGUGACUCCUUUGUCGUUUCAAGCCUCCUGAAGAAAUUCAACUUCCUCAAAGGAGCCACGCUGUGUGUGAUCUGUCAGGACCGGAGCUCCUUGCGUCAGACUAUUGUGCGUUUGGAGCUGGAGGAUGAGUGGCAGUUUCGUUUGCGAGAUGAGUUUCAGACGGCCAACUGCAGCGAGGACCGUCCCCUAUACUUCCUCACAGGCCGCCAUAUCUAAUCUCCACAUCUCCAUUUCCCUUCAACUGUUAGCCACAGAGAAGAUGUUUUUCAGCAUCAUAACUCUCGAACUGCUUAUAAAGAGAAUGAGUCGGCCCUCUCCAGUCGGCACUACCUCGGACAACGUUUGAGGAUAGAUACUCUGAAGAAAUGUCCAAAUGACAGAUACUGUGCUGGAUACAGAUGUUGUGCG